AUGCAGACUGCUUCUACAAACAUUUGUGAAAGGCUGUGCAAUAAGUCCACCCGUGAAAUUUCCUUGCUACUAAAUAUUCCACAGUCAACUGUUAGUGGUAUUAUAAUAAAGUGAAAUCAACUGGAAACAACAGCAACUCAGCACCAGGUGGUAGACCACGUAAACUAAAUGAGUGGGGUCAGCGCAUGCUGAAGCGCACAGUGUGCAGAAGUCGCCAACUGUCUGCUAAGUCGGUAGCUAAAGACCUCCAAACUUGCUGUGGCCUUCAGAUUGGCACAACAGCACUGCAUAAAGAGCUUAAUGGAAUGGGUUUCCAUGGCUGAGCAGCUGCAUCCAAG
Messenger RNA from Staurois parvus, 338 nucleotides. The record is from the annotation of a GenBank genome assembly. NCBI's taxonomy places the organism in Eukaryota, Metazoa, Chordata, Amphibia, Anura, Ranidae.